Molecule: messenger RNA, 1755 nt
Organism: Cercospora beticola
Lineage: Eukaryota; Fungi; Ascomycota; Dothideomycetes; Mycosphaerellales; Mycosphaerellaceae
Source: RefSeq, a predicted model, not a curated record
AUGGAACCUCUACGAGACCCCAAGCGACAGAUUCGGCUGCUGCAUCUCUUUCCUGGGGCGGCAGACGAUAGUAUCUCAUGCGAAGUGAGUGUCCGUGGCUUCGAUAGAUCGACCCACGAAUAUCUGGCGAUAUCAUACACGUGGGGAGACACGGCGCAUCCACGGGGAAUUUUCAUCGAUAACGAGCUUCGAAUGGUGCGUCAAAAUUGCCACUACGCUUUAUGGCAAGCACGGUAUCACUAUCCGGAUGCUUAUAUCUGGAUCGAUGCCUUUUGCAUUGACCAGGAGAAUCUCGAAGAGAAGAGUCGUCAAGUGGCAAUGAUGAGCAAGAUAUUUGCCCAGGCAACCGAGGUGCUGGCUUGUGUUGGACCUGAUCAUGGUGACAGUGAGUUCUUGUGGAACUUCUCCCAGGACUUCUCGUACGAAGCUCUGUAUCCAAAGCAUAGAGAAGCUUUCACAGUCGGUUGCAAUGGCGAACAUCCAGAAGCAGCCAUUAGCUGCGAAGAACUCUGGGAUAAUUGGGAAGCCAGCAACUCAGUAGAGGCUCUCGAAAGAUUUCUCAAGGCUUGCCACAAGUUCAUGAACCGGCCAUAUUGGGAACGCUUGUGGAUCUUGCAGGAGGUCACCGUGGCUCGUAGAAAGGAGGUUCUCUGCGGCAGAUUUCGCCUACCAUGGACGGUGACACACAAUUUGGCGUUGUUGCAAGAUCUCAACAAAGCUCAUGCCCUGCUUGCAAUAAGCGGCUUUACAUUUGUUAUGAUCUCCCGCUGGUCCCCGACUGAAUGCGUCGAUGAGUCUGUUAUGUCCCUGUUUCGACAUUAUAAAUGCCAAGAUGCGCGAGAUCGUAUUUUCGGGACUCAAGCUUUCCUGCGUUUCAACGAUAUAAAGUUCCACAUCGAACCAGACUAUAGCAAGUGCGCUUUGGAGCUCGCAAUGACAAUCAUGUCGCAUUACACACCGUGGACCUUUCCUAGCAAGUUGCUCUGCUUGUUAGAGGUCAACAUGCAUUGUCCGCAACUUCAGGCUCUGAUUGUCAGGAGAUUGCAUCAGGAUGCCAGCAUGGUCUCCGACGUCCCAGCUGGCUAUCACAUGGCAUUUAAUACUACGCGGCUACGCAGAGAUGGAAAGGGCCGAUUGACGUGCAGCCUUGGAAGCUUACAGGCUGCUCAUAAAGAUCUCGCAAUGCUGGACUUCAUCACAUUUGCGAGCAACGACAGGACCUUCAAUGAGAUGCUCUCGGAAUGCGUGAAAGUCUAUGCGGGCGAUGAGCCAGCUAUGUUUCUGGGAAAUGAGGCCCGGGAAGGCGACUAUCUGGCGGAGUUGGAAUGGGGCACAGGUCUCCUCUUCGUACUCCGCCCUCGUACGAAGAGAACUUUCAAGAUCGUCAGCCAGGGAUUUUCACUAAUGUCACAUGCCAUCUGCUGGGACAAGUGCGAUUGUGUGAACCAAGGCAUCGUGCAUGACGCCCUGAUGCAAUCGCUGUUCGCUACGAGUCUAUCCAUCGAGGAUGUUGUCGUCUUCUUUGGCCAAGAUCUACUCGGCCAUGAUGAAGAACGCGAGCUUCAGCAUGACCCCACUGCCCGACUACGCCGACUUAUCACCCCAGUCAGCUCUCAAACUAGACCCAUCGCCAUUAUGGAGAGCGAUGACCACGAGAAUGACUGGGAAAGUGAGGAUGACCCUUACGAGGGUGGGGACGAGGCAGAAAGCGAUGAUGCAUCAGAGAGUGACGACACCCUGGAAAGUGACAAUUGA